Messenger RNA from Myiozetetes cayanensis, 2868 nucleotides. RefSeq names its product phosphatidylinositol glycan anchor biosynthesis class U (gene PIGU). Lineage: Eukaryota; Metazoa; Chordata; Aves; Passeriformes; Tyrannidae. The transcript is spliced from 12 exons. Gene Ontology annotation, biological process: protein localization to cell surface; attachment of GPI anchor to protein. Bases 28 to 1335 code for a protein of 435 amino acids. Gene Ontology annotation, cellular component: GPI-anchor transamidase complex; membrane. The record is from RefSeq and is a predicted model, not a curated record.
ACUACGGGCGGCGGGGCGCGCGCAGGCAUGGCGGCCCCCUUGGUGCUGGUGGUGCUGGCGGCCGUCACGGUCCGCGCCGCGCUCUUCCGCUCCAGCCUCGCCGCCUUCAUCGCCGAGCGCGUCGAGGUGGCGUCCCCGCUGAACGCCUGGAAGCGAGUGGUCGAAGGAUUGGCUCUGCUGGAUUUAGGGGUCUCGCCGUAUUCUGGAGCUAUUUUUCAUGAGACCCCACUGAUAAUCUAUCUCUUUCACUUCCUGAUUGAAUAUGCUGAACUGGUGUUCAUGAUAACUGAUGUGCUAACUGCUGUUGCCCUUUACUUGGCCAUCCAGGACUUCAACAAAGUUGUGUUCAAAAAGCAGAAGCUCCUAAUAGAGCUGGAUAAGUAUGCACCAGAUGUGGCUGAGCUCAUCCAGACACCCAUGGAGAUGCACUACAUCCCCCUCAAGGUAGCACUGUUCUACCUGUUAAACCCCUACUCUGUGAUGUCUUGUGUGGCAAAGUCCACCUCCGCCAUCAACAACUCUGUCAUUGCAUUCUUCAUUUUAGCUACAAUAAAAGGUAGUGCCUUCCUCAGUGCUGUGUUCCUGGCCUUAGCAACAUACCAGUCACUCUACCCUCUCACACUGUUUGCUCCAGCCCUUCUUUACCUUCUGCAGCGUCAGUUCAUACCCAUCAAACUGAAAAGCAAAAGCUUCUGGCUCUACACCAUGCAGUAUGCAUCCCUGUACCUGUGCAGCCUGGUGGUGAUCAUCUGCCUCUCCUUCUUCCUCCUCAACUCCUGGGAUUUUAUCCCAUCUGUUUACGGGUUUAUCCUUUCUGUUCCAGAUCUGACACCCAAUAUUGGCCUUUUCUGGUACUUCUUUGCAGAGAUGUUUGAACACUUCAGUCUUUUCUUCGUAUGUGUGUUUCAAAUCAAUGUGUUCUUCUACACCAUUCCCUUGGCAAUAAAGCUAAAGGAGCACCCCAUGUUCUUCAUGUUUGUCCAGAUCGCCAUCAUUUCCAUCUUCAAGUCCUAUCCCACUGUGGGAGACGUUGCACUGUACAUGGCCUUCCUUCCAGUCUGGAGCCACCUUUACAGAUUCCUCCGGAACAUCUUCAUCCUGUCCUGUGUGCUCAUCUUCUGCUCCUUCCUGUUCCCCGUUCUGUGGCAUCUAUGGAUUUAUGCAGGAAGUGCCAACUCUAAUUUUUAUUAUGCCAUCACACUGACUUUCAACAUAGGGCAGAUCCUGCUCAUCUCGGAUUAUUUCUAUGCCUUCCUCCGGCGUGAAUACUACCUCACUCAUGGACUGCACUUGACAAGGCAGGAUGGGACAGAGGCCAUGCUGGUUCUGAAAUAAGGAUUUGCCCACCUUUCCCUGGGACAUGGACCACUAUGAGGAACAUGCAGAGCUUGGGGUAUCUGGGGUGGGUGGGGAAGUUUCCCUGAAUGAGGUCUGACUUUGGGGAUGAUACCUACUGAAAGAAAGGGCUGAGGUUCUGGGAAUAUCCUGCUGAGCUGUGGGCUCAGCACAGAGACUGUAAGAGCUGCGGUGCCUCUGUUGGAGCAUCUCCCUCCCCUCAGCUGUGCUUUUCACUGCGACCUCAGCCAUGAACUCUGGGCAGCCCAGCAGGAACUGGAGAGUGUCUGAGCUAAAGCCACGAGGGUCCAGGAGGAGCUCAGACUGUGAACUGUUUACUUUUGCAUCACUGCUUCUUGGAGAUGUUUGCUUCUCCUGGAACCUUCCCCUUCACUGCUUUGACUAGUAAAACUCCUGCUUGGCACGAGGCAAUCUCUGGGUACCUGGUGCCCGAGCCCGGGCUGUGGAAGCCAUUUCUUGGUGGUCCUACUGCUGUAGGAUCUGGAAAAAUCCCACGUGCUCAGGUACAGUGGGUGCUGUGAAAGAGAUGGGUGACCAAGGAUAAUGACCUGUUGGAAGGAGGACAAAUGGAGCUGGUGCCACAGGUGGUAACCUCGGCACUCAAACACAAGUGAGAACUGGAGUUGGGGUGGAAGCAGGAGCCGGGGGGAGGGCACUGGGUAACUGCUCUAUCCCACUGGAGCAACACAGACAUUUCCAUGUUAGGACCACGCACAGAGGCAUUGCAGGUCUCAAAAGAAAUACUCCUGAGGAGAUGGAGUCCCACUGCUCCCGGUUUCUGUUGGGUGACAAAGCCUGGCAGUGCCAGGCUCACACUGUGCUGCUGUGGCCACUCAAGGCAGCAGCCUGGACUAGGGACCAGGGAGGGUCACAAUCUCCCUGUAAGGCCCCAGACCAAAUCCAGGAGGAGCCUCAGUCACUGCUGGUAUUGUUGGGUUCCUCGUGUUCCACAGCUGCUUAACACUCGUGGAUGUGCACUUCUCUGGUCCCCCUUGCUGUGGGCUCGUGGCUGUGUGUGGAGGCUCCCUGAAAUCAGCGUCCCUUUGUCCUCCCUGCUCCCCUCUCUGUGCUCAGACCUGCUCACCUCGGAGCUGCUGCUGCUCACCCCUGAAUGUGACCCUCCAGGGUGAAGCCGCCGGGCUCUGCUGGCUGUGGUGGCCCUGGGACGUGGUGACCACAGUGUGACAGCACCUGCAGCGUCCCACUGAUCCCAUGGGGCAUCCGAAGGGUUGGGAGUGUGACAGGGAAACCGCAGCUGGUACCGGGCAGCUGAGAUGGAGGUGCCCAGGCAGGUGUGUAAACGGAUCUUUCUUUCUGGACAGUUAACACUUUUGCCUUACUGCACUGCUGUCAGCGCUUUGUGGGGGUGGAGCCGAGCCCAGCUCAGCCCCCGAGCUCAGCCCCAGGCAGGGCAGCCCCAGGGCACAGGGAGGGGCAAAGGGAACCUGGGCUGCUGAGCUGCCCGAGGGGCAUGGCAAGGAGCAUAAUAAACUGUGCAAGUUUUGAACACAA